AUGGAGAUUCAGUUUCUACUAUCCAUCAUCCUCUCUUCUUCCGUCCUCCUUUUCUUGCUCAAGAAAACCCUCACCAGAAACUACGGCAGGAAGACCGACGCUGGACUCCCUCCAUCCCCGCCUUCUCCUCCGGCGCUGCCGCUCAUCGGGAAUCUCCACCAGCUGGGCCGACGCCCGCACCGCUCCUUCCAGUCCCUGGCCCGGAAACACGGGCCCAUCAUGCUGCUCCAGUUGGGCCGGGUCCCGACACUGGUAAUCUCCUCCGCAGAGAUGGCCCGAGAAGUCACCAAGACCCACGACGUCGUCUUCGCGGGCCGGCCCAGGCCCAUCGCUGUUGACAUCUUCCUAAACGGCCACAACGACUUCGCCUUCUCCUCCUACGGCGACUACUGGCGCCGGGCCCGGAAGCUGUGCGUCAUCGAGCUCCUCAGCCAGAUCCGAGUCCAGAGCUUCCAGCCCGUGCGGCGGGAGGAGACGGCGGCCCUGGUGGAGAAGCUCCGCCUCGCAUCGGGCCAGGCGGUGGACGUCUCGGCGCUGAUCUUGGGCGUGGUCAACAACAUAGUCGCGAGGUGCGUCCUCGGGAGGCGGUGCGAGGGUCGUGGCGGCGGGAAAUUGGGGUUCGGGGAGGUGGCGAAGAAGGUGAGUUCGGAAUUUGCGGAGUUCAGCGUCGGGGAUUGGUUCCCCUGGCUGCGUUGGGUGGACAAGGCGACCGGAUUGAUCGGGAGAAUGAAAGGAACGUUCCGGGCGAUGGAUGAGUAUUUUGAUGAGGUAAUCAAGGAGCAUGAAGCCAAGGCUGCGACGACGGUGGGCGGAGACGGCGAGAAGAGGGAGGAUUUUGUUGAUAUACUUCUCCGGCUACAGAGGGAAGGCGGCCACGAUCUCGAUCUCAGCUGGGGUAACAUCAAAGCGAUCCUAGUGGAUAUGAUGAUUGGAGGGACAGACACAACAUCCACAACUAUAGAAUGGAUAAUGACACAUCUUGCAAGACACCCAUCUAAACUCCAAAAAGCACAAGAAGAGAUAAGAAGAGUUGUGGGUCAAAAGCUAGUGAUCGAGCAUGAAGAUCUGGCCGAAAUGCACUACCUAAAACUGGUUAUCAAAGAAACCCUACGAUUACACCCACCGAUUGUCCUCCUUCUCCCACGCGAAACCCUGGACAACGUAGAGGUUGCCGGUUUCGGAAUUGCGGUCAGGACUCGGGUCCUGGUGAACACAUGGGCGAUCCAACGUGAUCCAACAGUGUGGGAGAACCCAGACGAGUUUAUCCCAGAGCGGUUCGAGAAUAGUCCGGUGGAUUGGAAGGGGCGUGAUUUCCAGUACAUUCCGUUUGGGGCUGGGCGCAGAGGAUGCCCAGGGAUGUCAUUCGGGACGGUGACUUUGGAGUUUGUUACUGCGAAUUUGUUGUAUUGGUUGGAUUGGGAGCUCCCAGAGGGUUUGAGGUGUGAGAAUUUGGAUAUGGAAGAAGUAUAUGGGCUUACUACCCAUAAGGAGAAGCCUCUGUUUCUGAUUCCUAUCCCACAUAGUUUUUAA
Messenger RNA from Linum tenue, 1530 nucleotides. The record is from the annotation of a GenBank genome assembly. NCBI's taxonomy places the organism in Eukaryota, Viridiplantae, Streptophyta, Magnoliopsida, Malpighiales, Linaceae.